AUGUAAUAAUCAUAUGAGAAUCAAGAAACCAUAUGCCAAAUUCAUAAACUUGAAAUAACUGCUGUAAAUUUAGAUUCCUCAAAAAAAGGCUCAUUUUAAUUCAUGUGUAGCAGUUGCUUAGUUGAAAGAAUGAAUAGUAUAAAAAUAUCAACUAUUUAAUAAACCAAAGAUAGAAUACAAUCUUUUAAAAAACAAAGAUAAGAAAAUAAGUCAAAUGCGAUUCAAGUGAGGUUGGAAUAUUUCAAGAGCAUUCUUGAUUAAAUUAUAGAGUAUUAACGCUAUGUUGAAACUACAUUGAAAAAAACUUCUAGUUAAAUUAAAGCAUACAUUUUUACUAUUUAAAAGGAAAAAUAAACCUUAUUAGAAGAUUAUUAAAUUUCUUCAAAUUUCAAAGAUGAUAUCAAAAUACUCUCUGAAUUUCUUUCAUUAGAAGCAGAAGACAAAUAAAAGGAAAUUUAAUAAGAUAGUUAUUUGGUUGGCGAAAUUUUUCAAUAAUUUGAGCUCUUAUUCAAUAGUGCAGAAUACUUUCAAACUUUAGACUCUUUUAACAAUGCAAAAUAAAAAAUUAAUGAAAUAAAUGAAAACACAAAAAUUGAAUUAAUAAGUUGUAACAAUAAUUAAGUAAAAUUUUAUAAUAUUUAAGAAAACACCAAGCUUAAAUAAAGUGUGUCAAAAACAUAAUAAGGAAAUAAUAAUGAUUGAUUUAGAUACUAAAGAUAAAAAAAUUGAAGAUAGAUUUGUUUGUGUUGAUUGUAUAAGUGAACAUCCUUUAUACUAAUAUAGAACUAUUGAAAAAAUAAAUUAAUUAUGGAAUUUAUCUAAUAAUCAAUAAGAUCAAAUUCUUAAUGAAUUAAAAUUCAAAAAAUUAGAAAAAUAUGAAAAAAUGAAAUAAUAGAUUGCAUUAAUGAGAAAAAAUUACAACUAGUAAUUGAACGAAAUCAGUGAAAAAAUAAUAUUAGAGUUUUCUUCUACAAUAAUUAAGAAAAAUGAGAUUAAUAGAAUCAAAUAAGCGACCAUACAAGAGUUAUGCCAAGACGAUUUGAUGCAAAAUAUUAAUUAGUUAAUUGAGUAGAAGAAGGAGAGCUUCAAUUAAGAUCCUAAAAUUGAAUAAAUUAAAUCUAAAGACGCUUUAUUCUAAAAAGAGAUAGAAACCAAAUUGGAAGACUUAAAGCAACUUGAUUAAUUAGAUAUUUAAGAUUCAAUAAAUAUUUUAUAAAAUAAAUAAAGUAAAAUUAUCCUUAAUUUUAUAGAAGAUAAUCAAAUCUAAGAAAUAAUAUUGUUGUCAAAACAAAUUUAGGAGAGUAAUAAAGUAAAUCAAGAAUAAUUGAACACAAAACAAGAAUUGGAUAAUUUGAUUAAAUCUUCAAAAUAAAUUUAUUGCUAGAUGGGCUUGUUUACAUAAACAAUUCAAAAAUAUUAAGAGCACUCUUCUUAAAUUAAAAAUAUAAACAAUAAAAUAAAAUCAUUUCCAGAUAAUAUGCAACUGAAAAAUAUAUAAAGUUAAGUUCUUGACUAUACUGACAGAUUUGAAAAUGAUUUUAAAUAUUUUAAAGAUUUUUUUGAGUUAGAGAAAUAAGAGAACAAGUUAAGCAAAAUGCAAUAAGAAUACAAUAAAUUAGAAUAAAAAAGUAAGAAUAAUAAGUUAUAAAUUUUAGGCAAUCAAAUUAUAGAAGAACAGAAGAUAAUAAUUCAAAAUUCUAAUAAAAAUAUUGAUGAUCUCAAUCUACGUGUAAUAGAUAUUUAAUUAAAGCUUAAAAAUGAAGAUGAAUAAGUUUAACUUUUAAAUGCAAAUUUAAAAGAAGAAAAAUCCAUUAACUUCAAUUUAUUAGAAAAACUGAAUAAUCAUUAAAACAUACUUAAAAAUUAAGAUGAAUAAAUUUCAGCUUUAGAUAAAAAUUUGAAAGAAGAAAAAAUUAUGAAUUCUAACUUAUAAGAAAAAUUGAAUAAUCAAUUAAUCAUGCAUUAAAAAUAAAUAGAAUCUCUAAAUAAAGAACUAAGUUAAAAAGAUGUUUUAAAUAAUCAAACACAAUUAAAGUUAAAUAUGUUUAAUCCUAUAAUAUUAAAAUUAUACAUGAUUGUUUUUACUUUUAAGAAUUAAAAAUUAAAAAUUUUUAAUUUAUA
Messenger RNA from Paramecium sonneborni, 2121 nucleotides. The record is from the annotation of a GenBank genome assembly. Lineage: Eukaryota; Ciliophora; Oligohymenophorea; Peniculida; Parameciidae.